This is a messenger RNA of Dicentrarchus labrax (European seabass), 3012 nucleotides long. RefSeq names its product enoyl CoA hydratase domain containing 1 (gene echdc1). Gene Ontology annotation, molecular function: enoyl-CoA hydratase activity. Gene Ontology annotation, biological process: fatty acid beta-oxidation. The record is from RefSeq and is a predicted model, not a curated record. Gene Ontology annotation, cellular component: cytosol. The coding region runs from base 454 to 1425 and encodes 323 amino acids. NCBI's taxonomy places the organism in Eukaryota, Metazoa, Chordata, Actinopteri, Moronidae. The transcript has 6 exons.
GUGGAGCUAUGCUGGGAAUUACAUGAUGUCACAAACUGUGUAUUUCACCAGUGAAAACACCUCUGUGUGUGUGUGUGUGUGUGUGUGUGUGUGUGUGUGUAGACUGUUUCAUAGCAUACAAAGCUACACCAGCACCACGUCCUUAAUAGAAAUAAUUUAUUUAUGAAAAACAAAGUAGCUCUUUAUACUGAACCUUUUGUGCUCUACCAAAUACAUCACAGUAGCAACGCUGGUUUGGAAAGUACUGUAUUUCAUAGACCUCUUUCACUGCAAACAGUUUGUCACAGUGGCAAUAACACAGGUGUAAUUUGAAGACAAGUCAAAAUGUCUGCUGUGGAAAGGGUCUGUUUGAUUCUGAUGAUUUUCAUUGUAUACAACAUGCUACAGCAAUAACCAUUAUAUGUUCCACAUCCCUUUUUCAAUAAAGUUAUAUAUUUUAAAUAAUUUCUCAGAAUGAAGGUAAAACUGAUUUCUCCACCUCUGUGCUGCUGCAGGAUGGUACUGUGUGGGGUGAGUCGACAGAUCCUGGGCAGCAGCUGUGGGGCCUGGGCCAGGCUGCUGCAGAGACAGAGCAGGGGCUGUGUGUACUCCAGCAUCCAUGGCUUCAACCAGGAGGAGAUCAGAGAGAAGCUGCAGGCCUUUCCUGGAGGCUCCAUUGAUCUGCUCAAACAAGAGUCUGGUGUCGCUGUGCUGACCAUCAACAACCCCUCCCGCAUGAAUGCCUUCUCCGGCAGUAUGAUGGUGGAUCUGGAGGAGAUGGUGAGCCAGCUGGAGAACUGGACAGACUGUAAAGGCCUGAUUGUGCAGGGUGCUGCUGGAACUUUCUGCUCUGGAUCGGACCUCAAUGCUGUCCGGGCGAUAUCUAACCCACAGGAUGGGAUGAAGAUGUGUAUGUUCAUGCAGAAUGCUCUCACAAGACUACUCAGGUUGCCUCUGAUCUCUGUUGCUCUGGUGGAGGGGAGAGCGCUGGGAGGAGGUGCAGAACUCACCACUGCCUGCGAUUUCAGGAUAAUGGCAUCUGGCAGUGUGAUCCAGUUUGUCCAUAAACACAUGGGCCUGGUCCCGGGCUGGGGUGGCGCAGCACGGCUCGUCCGCAUUGUCGGAAGCCAGAAUGCCCUGAAGUUGCUUGGUGGUGCUCUAAAAGUGGACCCCGAACUUGGCCUGCAGAUUGGACUGGCAGAUGGAGUCCUGGAGGUUCCCGGGGCAGAGGAGGGUGCAGGGACUCUGCUACAGCAGGCUGAAAACUGGCUCAGUCGCUAUACAAAGGGACCUACCCCAGUGAUCCAGGCUGUGAAGAAGGUAGUGUUGUCAGGGAGAGAGCUCCCUCUGUCCGAGGCUCUGAGGACUGAGAAGGAUGUAUUUGGGACGGUGUGGGGCGGUCCGGCAAACCUGCGGGCUCUGGCCAGCAAGUCCAAACACAAAUGAGUGUUUGUGUUCACAUGAGCUUCUCAGACAUUUUUGGAAAAAGCACUGUCCGGGCCAAAAUUGUGUGGAAGAGAACUGCUACAGACAGAUUGACGUCAAUAAACUUACACAGAUCUUUGGCGUGCUGAAGACAUUUAUAAUUACUUUUUUGUAUGUAAUAAGCUGAAUGUUGUGUCUUAAAUGUGGACGAAGGUAAUGUGGAAACAAAUGGUAGUAUUUGUUCUUUGAUGGUUAUAACUACAGAAUUCAUCAUUUCAAUAAAUCAGCCACUUCAUUGCCUCUAAUACACUGAUAAUGAGAGAUCACUCAUUGACACAUUUUUGAAUGGCUGUCAGGUAUUUUGUUUGUUAUCUCUCUAUGUGACAUUAUGCCUACUUAUCACAUCGUUUGUAUACGAGCUGAAGAGGUGCCUUUUUAGUCAUAUAUUGCAAACAUAACUUGGUAAAAGAUAGAAUGAGGGUAGUGUUUUCUGGUAUGAAAACUGAAUUAACACCAUAAAUAAAAACUCCUGUUCCUUCGGGGUUAUAUUUUAGAAACUGGACUCUGGAGCCUCCUGUUUAUGAUAAAACAUUGAUCAGCUGUGCUGCAGUGUCAGCUGACCUGAGAAAUUAUCGUGUGUGUGUGUGUGUGUGUGUUUAACACUCUGUAGACUGAUACUGUAUAUGAAUACUUAUUUUAAGAUUUAUCCUCUCAAUUAAAGCACAUCUGUAAUAAAACAGUGGAUAUGCGGUACACUGGGUAUUAGUCUUAUGUUUUCCAUAUGGAUGAAAAACAAAGCUCUAAAGGACUACAUUCUCCAUCUUCUAAAUCCCUUCUGUCCACAUUGGUUAGUCUUUCCUCCAGGUCCCCUGAAAUGGGAUUAUGGUAAUGAUCAGACCAUGGCUGACAGAAGAUAGAUAGCUGCAGCAUACAGAUACUGAUGAGGUAUAACAAGCAUGAGGCAGCAGAAUCUGUCUGUAGGAUUGAGAGUAAUGCUGCUGUGCUUGUUUCCUCUUUACUUCAGUUUUGUAGGUUAUCUCAGCUGAUCCUUCAGAGCUCACUGUGCAUUAUCGUGGCCUUGAUCACCCCCCCGGGUUCUAUUCUAUUGGUAGCUGUAGGUAAGAGCAUUAUUUGCUGGUUUUCUGUACUCUGCACAAUGACUCACUGAUGCAUGGGGAAUCUGGAAAUAUGCUGAAGCACAGGGACAAAUUAAACAGCUGAAAUAUACAUACUGAAUUCUUUUGUAAGGUUUGACACCAAUUUGUGCAAUUAGUCCAUACAGCAUUAGGUAUUGAAAGAGCACAAACAGGCACAGACUGAAAUGACAAGAACAGGACAGGUCCCUGAAGGAUGCUGGUUUAUCUCCGGUUCCCCUUCCAGAGGUCAUGUUUCCUGGCCAGACACCCAGCUGGAGCGCUGAUGGCUGCUGUGACCAGAAUACCAAACACCGACAAGGUGAUUGAGGGGAAGACAAGUUGGCCUCAUUAUGAUGUACAGAUUGUUUAUAUGGUCUCCAAUGACAGAAAAACAGGCUGUGUUGCAUACUGUGAACAUUAUGGAUUAGUAAAUGCAACCUUUCUUGUUAUAUAAUAAACUAUUUUGAUGUCU